Saxophila tyrrhenica is the source of this 1536-nucleotide messenger RNA. RefSeq lists its product as uncharacterized. NCBI's taxonomy places the organism in Eukaryota, Fungi, Ascomycota, Dothideomycetes, Mycosphaerellales, Extremaceae. The coding region runs from base 1 to 1536 and encodes 511 amino acids. The transcript has 3 exons. The record is from RefSeq and is a predicted model, not a curated record.
AUGGCGCCCUCAAACGAAGCAGAGGCAUCCGCAUCGGCCAACAACGAGUCACACGCAGAGUAUUGUUUCAGCCUGGACCUCAUGGCGUACGAUCACGGCAUCACCGAGCGAGACCCUCAGCAGAUACUGCGCUUGGGUGAGCUCACCAAAGACACAAAAACUUCCAAGGACGAGAACCUCAAAGCGGGCCAUCUCAAUCCAUUCAAGCCAUCAGUACUGCCGAAUGCAGACGAGCUGGACUACAGCGAGGGAAUGCCGGGCGUCAACAGUGGUAUCUGGAUUGGAAUGAUACCAAGCAAAGAAGCAAAAGAAAGGUCAGAGGUCGUGCAAGUGGGGGAGGGCAAGGCGAAGACAAGAGGCUCCAACGUGAACGAUCUCGUCCAGGUCAAACUCAUUGCCACCGACGCCAAUGCAUUGCGGGCCAUUGUGAAGCGUGGCGGAUCGACCGCGGUGUACUACGCUCUCACCCAAAGAGAUGGAAUCACCGGCUUGUGCAAUGGGACACUCGCCGCAAUCGAAGAUGUGUUUUUCUUCCGCGAAUUCAGGAAUGACAGCCUCAAGCAGGCGGCUGAGCGUAAGAUGCAGUGGGGAGCGUUGGCCAGACAGGCGGCCGGCAUCAAAGACAAGGACAGGGCAGCCAAAGGCACGACGUUGAGUUCACUGGGCAAGGUCGCGCUCACUUUACAGCGACAGGCUGCCACUGAGACUGGUACACUCUGUUCACAGUAUCAGCAGACCGGGAAGGCAGAGUAUCUCGAGCAACUCAAGCGGGUCCUGGAAGUGCAAGACGUCGGCAACAAUCAUGAGCCUCUCCUUAGCAACAUCUCGCUGUCCAAACUCAUCGACAACCUGGAGAAGCCCUCCACCGAACUAUGCGAAGCCGCUUGGAAGGAGAUCGAGGUAUUAUGGCCACCAGUAGCAUCCGUCCUCACGUCAGAGAAGCUUGAGGAGAUCGCCCGUUGUCUCUUCGCCAGCAAGAAAUCAAUCCCUUACCAUCUGGUGCGCCACUUUCUGGUCAUUUGUAUGGAGGAGAUUGACAAGGUUGAUGCGGAUUUCGAGUCACUCGAUAACCACGACACCGCCACAAUGCUUGUCGACCGGACGAUGGAUAAGAUCGCCCUGCUAUGUGGCGAAGGUGGUUCGCCACCAAAGGAGGAAGACACAAACAGCCCCGCCCUCGUACAAUGGCUGGAGCAAGAAGCGAAGGAGCAACUCGCUGCCGCAAGCCUUUUCAAAACCCAGCUCGCGGAGGCUCAGGAGCAAGGCGGCGACACGACUGGACACACAACGUUUGAAGACAUCUGGCAGGACUUCGGCAGCGUGAUGGAUGUAGACUCAGCGAAGCUGAUGGGCGUUCAGAUCUGGCGUGCCUGCGCCGCUCGCAUCGCGGAGAACUUCUGGCCGAUCGAGGCGAAGAUCAGAGAGAAGGCACGGCAGUGGAGGACCAUGGCGAAGGAUAUCGAAGAAGUGUUGUCGGAAGCUGACGAUGAGACUGGAGGGAACGGUGGAGCUGGAGGGAACGAUAAAGAGGAGUGA